AUGGCGCACGGAUAUAUUUCACCAAAGGGAGCAUUGGAAAUGGAGGAUGUUGGCAAUAAUAUAUGUGAUGAGCUAGUUUUGAGAUCCCUUUUGCAAUAUGAUAGUCGAGAUGCAGAUGAAAAGACUUUGAUCAUGCACGAUCUUGUUCGUGAUCUCGCCCAAUCAAUCAUGGAGAACAAAAUUCCCGGAGUACAAGUCCAAAGGGCGAACGUUAGUAGCGCAUCUGAUCAUAGCAAAAUCCGCGAGUUGAACUUGUCUGGAACUCAAAUCCGUACCCUACCCGACUCACUAUGUCGUCUCUGGAAUUUGCAAGUUUUGAAUUUGGAUGACUGCGAAAAGCUCGAGGCUUUACCGAAGAAGACGAGGGACUUGAUCAAUCUCCGUCAUCUAUUUUUGGAAGAUUGUGAAUCGUUAACGGAGAUGCCAUCUAAAAUUGGAGAACUUACUAGCCUAAGAACAUUGAGUCAGUUCAUAGUGGGUCGUAACAGAGGCAAUCGCCUUGAAGAAUUGCAGUGCUUGAAGCUGGGCGGUAAGCUUACUAUUCGGCAUUUGGAGAGAGUUGAAAACCUUAUGGAUGCAAAGAAAGCAAAUCUUGCCGAAAAGGAAAAUCUUCUUCACUUGAAUUUGCAAUGGGAAAGUGACAACGAUGCACCGACGUUGGAGGAAAAAGAGUCGGAAGAAAAAGUGUUUGAAGCACUAGAACCUCACCCGAAUCUUGAAAUUCUAUGGGUAUGGGGAUUCAACGGUAGGCAUUUUCCAGAUUGGAUGUCGAAUUCGACCCUGGAGAAAUUAGUCGAUGUUCAUAUAUCAAGCUGUAAGAACUUUUUGCAUCUUCCGCAGCUGGGAGAGCUACCACAUCUUAAAUACUUGUGGGUAACGACUGCGGAGGAGGUGGAGUACAUUAUCGAGGAUCCAUUAAUAAGUGUACGACAGUUCCCUUCUCUGAAAACACUGUAUCUAUGGUCCCUCCCGAAUCUCAAAGGGUUUUUAAAAGAACAAGUGACGAAUAAAUCAGUCGAAGCAUUCUCAAAUCUGGAGGAGCUACGCAUUGAAGAUUGCUCUUCGUUAAAAGUAGUGCCGUCAUCUCUCAAAAAGCUGAAGAAAUUGAAAUGCACUAGCUCAAAUCUGGCUUUAUUGUCGAACCUGGAAAAUCUUACCAAGCUCGACAUGUACUUUGAGGAGAGUACAAGUGUCGAGACGAAAUACGCUGUUACAACCGAGACACUGCGAAGCCAGACCAAUCUCAAGAUACUGAAUAUUUCCAACGCGGACGAGCUCUCUCUGCCAGAACAAGGGCUAAGAGCACUGAAAUCUCUUACAAAUUUGUAUAUAGUUAAUUGCAAUUCACUGCCUCGAGUUUGGUUCGUUCAUUUCACUGCUCUGGAGGAACUCGGAAUAUAUGGAUGCCCGGAAGUUGUAGAGCUGCCACAGGAGAUUAAAAACCUGAAUAACUGCCUUAAAACUGUCAUCUUAAGCGAUCUUCCGCAUAUGGUGUGUGUACCGAAAGCGUUGCAACACGUCUCGGAUUCGCUUCAAUAUUUGUACCUGUUCGGGCUUCCUCAACUGCGUUCACUGCCGGGCUGGUUGGGCGAUUUGAGAUGCCUUGAAGAUCUAAGUAUUCAUGACUGUUUGAAGAUAGCAUCGAUUCCAGAUAGUAUACGAGGCAUGACGAAGCUCCGGUAUCUGUCAGUGCAGGAAUUCCCGGAAUUGGAAAGGAGAUGUGAGAGAGAAAAGGGGGAGGAUUGGCACAAGAUUGCACACAUUGCACACCUGCAAAUUGGUGAAUGGAUUCCCUAA
Molecule: messenger RNA, 1797 nt
Organism: Erythranthe guttata (spotted monkey flower)
Lineage: Eukaryota; Viridiplantae; Streptophyta; Magnoliopsida; Lamiales; Phrymaceae
Source: RefSeq, a predicted model, not a curated record